Messenger RNA from Anopheles coustani, 2132 nucleotides. RefSeq lists its product as uncharacterized. The coding region runs from base 1 to 1995 and encodes 664 amino acids. NCBI's taxonomy places the organism in Eukaryota, Metazoa, Arthropoda, Insecta, Diptera, Culicidae. The record is from RefSeq and is a predicted model, not a curated record. The transcript is spliced from 2 exons.
AUGGCCAACAGGUGCCCGCGAUCAACACUUUGGCCGCCCAACGCAACAUCAUCCCCCGUCGUACCACCAGCGGCCGCGGCAAGUGCAACGUCAGGCGAAACCUCAAGGCCUCCGCAGGCGCAGGCGGCGGUGGGAUCGACCCGAACCGGCGGUACCGUUGUGUACGGCCUCAUUGGAAAGUUUGAAUGCACCAGCACCGACGGCUCCGCUGACGUCAAAGUGACUGCAAACAGUUGUCGAGAUAGCGAUAGUGGUCUUAUCAGCGGUUGUCGCAUCGCUCGUGGGGCGGACCACGGCGGGGGAGCCCUAGUUGACGGGUUCCGGCAACGGCCGAGUGGCAACCGUAACGAAUGUUGCGAUAAGACGCACCCGACCGGUAUGGGCGGUGGUGGGACGGGUGGCCGAGCGCUGGACGAACGUUCCGGAGAAAUGCCAGAAAUGGAUGCAAGUGUACACAGGGCCCGAAAGAGGCAACGCAAGACGGUCGUCUACAGCCGCCUUUGUCUUGGCGAUGCGUUAAUGUUGGACGGGGCCAGUGAGUGGCUGCGGCCGGACCUUCGGAAGUCUAGCCGGAUGGCCGAGGGCCCGGAGGAAAAUUCCACUCGAAGCGUAACUUUGGGUGGCCCGUCGGAAGUGAUCCGCUUUCCGUGCGUCGAGCGACUGAUCGAACUGUACGCAAAUAUCAUCCGCCAGAAGGAGGCUGAAGUGCAAAGAUUUAUGAGCAGUAUUGUGAGGGAUGGCGAUAAAAGUCGAUUAGAUAAGGUCGGGUCGCGGGUGGACGGGCGGGUGUGGGGUUGGAGCGAACUCCAGCAAGGUGACAUACGCGAGGAGCGCGCACUACCUGCGUCAGUAUCACUGGAGUCGUUGCCAUCGACGACGACAACGACAGCGAAGGCGAAGGCGAAGACGGUUCCGCUGGGUACAGAGUUGGAGCGUGUCAGUAAGCACGCCAGUCCGGAAUUACCCAUCGACGAGGUGGAACGUACGGAAAACCCUAGCCCGGACGCGCAAUCGGAUGAAGGUUGGCGAAGCAGCACUCAGCAAAGUCCUUACGGUUCAAGCGACGAAGAGGAUCGUUUACAGGCGCUCGCAGGACAGGAUCGGCGUGUGGUGAGCAACGAACAGAACGGCCCUGGAGACCGAGAUUCCACCGAAACCAUGAAGAACCGCGACAAGGUAACCCGCUCGGCAAGCUCGGACUCCGCGCUGGGCCUGGACGAUGAUCUCAGUCAGCAGGAGCAACAACAGAUGAUCGCCAACGUGGGCAAGGUACGCCGGUUGACCCUCGGGGUGUCCGACAUCCCGCUUCGAUCGGCCCUGCUGCCCGUUCCAGAGCCGACGACCCUACCCAGUCUGACGACACCCUCCGGGGAACACUGCCCGACGGUGGUGCGCAGCAAGAUGAUCCUGGAGGCUCAGGUGAUAGAGCUUCCUCUGGCGGGCGACUCAGAACAGCAUCAGCAGCUCGGCUGCCCAUCGAGUACCUCGGUUUCGCGCCGCGAGUCCGCCCAAAGUUACGUCAGCGAAACGGGGGAUGGCGUACGCUACGUCCGCACGCCGUCGGUCGUCGUGUCGGACUACUCGGACGACACGAUGUGCGGCAUCACGCUGGAGGAGAUCGAGUACUUCCGGCGCCACCGGCUACGCCGCGGCUCGGCUGACUGCGAGUCCGACAUCAGUGCGGCCUCGUCCUGCAGCAACCUGAACUACUGCGGUUCGUCCAUCAGCGCACUCGAGGGCUGCGACUACCAAUGUGGUCUUCGGACGCCGGAACGCAAGGUGUCCGACUGUUCCACCUGCUCCACCGUCAGCUGUGAUGAUGACGAGGGUUACUCCGUCGUCCGAUCCAAGCUGGCCAACCUCGCGCUACCGGCGGCAGCGGGAACGCCGAUGCCAGGCUCGGUUCCACUCACCGCAGCUGACUGCAACGUCCCGGAGCGGAAGUCGUCCGCCCCGGAGGAGGUGGACGUGCGAAUCUGCAGCAAAAAGAAGUGAUCUUCGUUGGAGGAAAAGAGAGAGAAAGAGAGAAAAGAGAAAGAAAAGAAAGCACAUCACGUCCCGGUGGAGUGAAUGCCCUUCCCGACGACGGACCACCAGCCAGCCUGCUAAAGGAUGCCUAUCUGCACGCUGCC